GAGUGCACUACCCAUACAGAGGUACGUGUACUGCUGGAGGAACCUUCCUGGGGGGUUGUAAAAAUACACCUCAGUCACCUGCAAGCCUCUUUAACAGCAACACCGACUCUCUGCUUAUUUUGUUUCGUUUCAUUUCUUUGGUAUUUUUUUUGUUGUUGUUGUUGGGAAACGAACUGAAGAGGAUACACGCGCGCGUUGUUCGGUGCUUGGAUUUUUCUACUUUUCCAAUUUUUUGAUGUUUUUAAGGAGAACCUUUUGAAUAUCAUCAGGUUGUCGACGAAGAUGAUGGCAUAGUGCUUGGCGCCAUGAAGCUACUCAACAUGUGCGAUCUGAAGACAUUGGAGCCCCACGAAGCCGACAUGAUGGUCGGGGACACCUUCGUCGCUUCCAACAUUGAGAUACCGGACGAGGACGUUCUCCGCAUACCGGAGAAUCAGUUCGUCAAGAUCCAGUACGAAAACUCGAACGGCGUCAUCAACACCGAGUACCUCUUGAGCAGUCAGCUUACCAUCGAGCCGCCCUUCCUCGAAGACGUCAAUCUGUACGAAGAGCAAGUGCCUUUCCGGAUGAGCGAGGAUGAACCUAUGGAGAGCCAGGAUUCUCCUCCAACCUCGACGUCCUCGAUGCUGAGUCCGAAGAGCGUCGACGACAACCUCCCCGAAACCGAUCUGACCAGCCUCAACUGGCUCCACAACAUCACCAACAUCAUGUCAGUGCCGAAUCUGCCGACGCCGCCCGUCUCACCCAAACCCAAGAAGAAACCUACAAGUAAUCAGGAGGAUCUCACCAUCAACAUCAACUUCUAUAAGAAGAACGGCGACAAGAAACCACCCUUCAGCUACGCGACGCUCAUAUGUAUGGCGAUGGGCAAGAAUGGCAACAAGAUGACGCUCAGCGCGAUUUACCAUUGGAUACGCGAAAAUUUCCUUUAUUACCGGAAAGCACAUCCAAGUUGGCAGAACUCCAUCAGACACAACCUGUCGCUGAACAAGUGCUUCGUGAAGGUGGCACGAUCGAAGGAUGAGCCGGGGAAAGGCGGGUUCUGGAAACUCGACCUGGAGCGACUCGAGGAGUCGCGCCGCUCGAAGAGGAGGUCCAGUCUGACGGUGAGAGUGCCGCGACGCCAUCCGCAGCCGGAAGUGAAACCGACCCGGAAACCGAAACGAUACAGGCCGACUCAGAACAACGGCGAAAGGAAGCACAACAUCCUCUCGAACAUCUCGAUCUGCGGCGAAACGGAGAUCGAGAACUACGACAUACGAGCUUCGACGAAGGGCAGCGGCGGUAGCAAUAAAGAUUCCAAGAAGGAAAGCAAGAAGGAGGAGAAAGUGGUUCCGGCUUCGAUGCCCAACGAGAGCGUCGUCGCGGAGCCCAUAAACGUCGCCGCUGAGGAUGAGCUGACCGGUCUUCUGCUUGCAGCAAACGGUUGGGACGAAUGCCAACUGGAACUGCUGGAUUCGCUGCUGGAAUCAUUAUAAAAGCUCAAAUCAUGCUCAAUAUUAUUACUUUGAUCGGCUCAACGAGAUUUACACCAACGCCUCGAGUUGUUUAAU
Nicrophorus vespilloides is the source of this 1553-nucleotide messenger RNA. Its product is annotated as forkhead box protein N2-like. Bases 306 to 1478 code for a protein of 390 amino acids. The record is from RefSeq and is a predicted model, not a curated record. Gene Ontology annotation, biological process: regulation of transcription by RNA polymerase II. NCBI's taxonomy places the organism in Eukaryota, Metazoa, Arthropoda, Insecta, Coleoptera, Silphidae. The transcript is spliced from 3 exons. Gene Ontology annotation, molecular function: DNA-binding transcription factor activity, RNA polymerase II-specific; RNA polymerase II cis-regulatory region sequence-specific DNA binding.